CUGGCGAAAUGUUGGUUGCUGCCAAGCGUGCCGUUCGUGGAUCGGCUUUUCUUUUGCUCGUCGAGUUUCUUGCUUUAGUUGCAGCGGAGCCGUGUUCCACUGACGGACUAGUGAGACUGGCGGACGGCUUGACGGCGAACGAAGGAAGGGUUGAGAUCUGCCUCGAUGGAGAGUGGGGUACGAUUUGCGAUCAUCACUGGGGCUCGUCCGAAGCCAGUAUCGUUUGCCAGCAGCUAGGAUUACCCGCGGAACAUGCCGAUGCCAUUUAUCGAUAUGGUGGCGGCUCGGGUCUUAUACACUACGCUGGAUUUAGGUGCAAUGGUAUGGAGACGCAGCUUUCGCUCUGCCCGGCUGACCAAAGAAACUCGAGUACCACACAAAUCACAAACUGCCAACACCUAGAAGAUGCAGGAGUGCGAUGCACUAAUGUUCCCUGCACUGAGAAUACUGUUAGACUGAAUGAGGAGGUAGUGCAGGUGUGUCAUGAUCAGCAGUGGGGCCUAUUGUGUGCCCCGAGGGGUAUCUGGGAUCAAAAUGCCGUGCAAGUGAUGUGCACUCAAGCUGGAAGGCCAUCCACAUUCCCACGCAGCCCAAGCCGUAGGGUGUUCUUCUAUGAUGCUCCUGUCAUACUGAAUGACAUAACAUGCAAUGGCACGGAAGAUAGCAUUGUCGAGUGUGCCCAAGCUGAUUAUGGCUCCUUCACUGACUGCGCUAAUAUUGCUGUAGCUCAUUGUGAAGCGCAAGAGUCCUGCAGUGAACCAAACGCUAUACGGUUGACAAGGUUUUCAAGUGACACGAUGGGUCGCCUGGAAGUGUGUGCUAACGGCAUGUGGGGAACUGUCUGUGGCAAUGCAGCAACCAUUGCUUUGGUGAGGGUAGCAUGCAGACAGCUGAACCAUGCCCCAGGAGGGUCACUUUUCAGAGAGAGUGAUUUUGCAUUUCUACUUGAUGGACUUGUUCCAAUACGACGAACAAAUGUGGUGUGUGCUGGCAACGAAGACUCCCUGUCAGAGUGCUCCUUCAAUGGAGCCGAUGGAGACCCAACCUGCACUCAUAGAGAUGAUGUCAUCAUUAUGUGUGCAACUCAGAGUGAGUGUAAUGAGGGAGAUGUUCGGCUGGUAGACGGCCAAACAUCAACUGACGGACGAGUGGAAGUAUGUCUUGAUGGGUUUUGGGGCUCAGUGUGUGAUGACAGAUGGGACUCCAGAGAUGCUCAGGUCGUGUGUCGACAAUUGAAUUUCAAUGGACCAUCGUAUCCACUGCUGAGUUUUGGAGCCGGCCAAUCGUCCACUAUUCACCUGGAUGAUGUUCACUGUAAUGGAUCUGAGGAGAGAAUCACUGAGUGUAGCCACAGUGGAAUAGGAAUCCACAAUUGCCGUGCGGGCACUGAAGAAGCUGGAGUCAUAUGCACAAACACAACAUGUGAGGAUGGGACAGUCCACCUGGUGGGAGGAGACGACGUGUCAAGAGGGAGAGUUGAGUACUGCUAUCAGGGAGCCUGGUACUCUGUGUGUGCCAGUGACUGGGAUGACAGUGGGCUGGAGGCACAAGUUAUCUGCGGAAGUCUGGGCUAUCGAUAUGAAUCUACUGUAGUGAACUACGACGAGGGACGAGGGAAUAGUCCAAUUCUACCAUUCAGUAUCAGCUGCAGUAUAGGUGACAGUGAGCUUGAUGACUGUGCUAAGACUGCACUUGAUACCAACCAGUGUCCACAUGUGGCAGUAGUCGACUGUGAAGCUAUCUGCCACACAGUUGGUAUCACAGACUGUGAGAUGUGUGGGAGUCGUGAGAGGUGUGGGAUUGUAACGACAGCUGAUGGAACCCCCGUCUGCAACUGCUACUCUGAUUGUUACGAUUAUGGAGAUUGCUGCUCUGACCUAUCUAAUUUAGACAAUUGCUCUAUUCCAGAGUGUGAUGAUGGUGCGGUUCGUCUGGUUGGUGGAGUGACCAACUCCACUGGGAGACUGGAGGUGUGUGCCAAUGGAUUGUGGGGCAGAGUCUGCAACAGAUUCCAGUAUUGGGGUCCAGACAACGCCAGAGUUGUGUGUCGUCAGUUGGGGUUCCCUACCGAAGAUGCGCGUGUUGUGGAAGGUGAACUUGCCCGUAUGUUUGGGGUAAGUGAGAGAGCUCCUCUCCUGGGAGAGGUCCACUGCAUCGGAACGGAAACAGAGCUGUUGGAAUGCUCCCACACAAGUAUUGGACGGCAUUUGUGUGGCGUUACAGUUGUUCCUCCAGUCCCAGACAUUAUCAUUACUUGCUCCGAGAUUUGCCAGCCACCUUGUGUCAACGGAAUGUGCAAUAUAAACACUGGAAACUGUGACUGCUCUCCUGGAUAUACUGGUAUCUCCUGUGAUGAAGAUGUACGGGAGUGUGAAGCAGACAAUGGAGGUUGUGAUCACAUCUGCACUAACUUUCCUGGUGGCUACAACUGUUCAUGCAGAGCUGGAUACAACACAGAUGGAACCUCUUGCAGAGACAUCGAUGAGUGUGGGGAUGGGAGCCAUGACUGCAGUCAGAUCUGUGUCAACACUCCUGGAUCAUACUACUGCAACUGUCAGCGUGGCUUUCAGCUAGUCGGUGGCACAGAGUGUGAAGAUGUGGACGAAUGUGAAGCGCUUUCUCCCAAUGGAUUCUGCAGUCAAGUGUGUGUUAAACACUGAGGGUUCUUUCCACUGUGACUGUAUGGACGGAUACCAACUCUUUCGGUCAUUCUUAUGCACAGAUAUUGAUGAGUGCAGUGAAGGGAUCGAUACAUGCAACAGAAGUGGACCCACACCGGCUCGCUGUAUCAACACUGAAGGGAGCUACAGGUGUACUUGUGAUGAGUACGUUGGGUACCGUUUGUCUACCAAUGGUACCACUUGUGAAGAUGUGGAUGAAUGUGCUGAAGACCCGUCCCUCUGUAGAGAGACCUGUGUGAACACACCUGGUUCCUACAGCUGCACUUGCCCUGAAGGAUAUGAACUUGAUGUGGAUCAGAUAUCCUGCCGAGAUAUUGAUGAGUGCAAAAACAUGAAUGGUGGCUGUCAGAGCUCCUGUACCAACACACCUGGCAGCUUCAGAUGUAGCUGUGACCAGGGAUAUAGGCUAUUGGAUGGUGGAUUACAGUGUGAAGCCCUCAGUUGUGAUCCAGUUCUUGAAGCUCCACUGAAUGGUGAGAUAGAGUGUGACAGACAGACUGUGGGUCGGAUUUGCAGGUUCACCUGUGAUGACGGCUACACUCUGAGAGGCUCAGAGAAUCGGACCUGUCUCCCCUCCCUCCAGUGGAUGGAACCUCCUGCCAUAUGUGACCCUCCAAUGUGCCCUCACCUCACUCCUCCUGACAAUGGAUUUGUGUUGUUCCCAUGUACCAGAGAGGAGGGCCAUCUGUGUCAUGUUGUGUGUGCCCAUGGCUACACCUUAGUGGGUCCUAGCAAUCAGACAUGUAGAAAGGAUAACACAAGCAGUCUUGUGUGGAGUGAUGGACCACAGUGUGUGGAGAGUGGUCAAAUGUGACCCAAAUCCUUGUCUGAAUGGAGGCUAUUGUAUCGAGGAAGGUACUGAGUUUAGAUGUGUAUGCAAUGGAACUGCAACUGGUUAUGGUGGACCAACAUGUGGAGCAGUUAUUGUAUACUUCCCACCAAUCCCACCAGUGACUGAUGGAGUAUUUAUUCCGAUCGUGCUGUACACCAAUGUUAAUGAACUCCCUGAUGGAUUUGUUGACAGACAAAGAGUAGAUAUUAAAUUUCCCAACCAGGAGAAAUUGCGGGCAAUAGUAGAUAUAGAAAGACGAGAAAGGAAUCCAACAAGUGUAAGAGGUGCAAUAGGUGUACUCACACUUAGUCUGCCAUCGAAUACUGACGAGUCAUCUAUCUGCCAAGCGAGAUAAAUGUAUUUGUAACUGGUGGAUCAGAUGAGAGACGGUCAUACUUUGAACAGUUUAAUCUUCCAAGGGGACUGUUGCAGCCAAGUUGUUGCAGUGCAGAUGAUCAUGUCACACUUUCCUGUCCUGGAGACUCCACUCAGACAAUAUCACUGCUAUCAUCAUGUGAGUGGAAUACCACUGACAAGGGUGUUACAAGAACAGAUGCUGGUGUUUGUGUUCGUUCAGAGUAGUUCCCUAGCUCUACCAACUUCUCUCUCCAGCUUCAGAUACAGAGAUGUUCCUUACCGCAAUGACAUUAGGCUUGAAAUUGGAGAAUGUGUACCUUGCAAUGAAUGCAGCAGUACCAAUAGCCAGUGCUCCUGUUAUGAUCACACACCAGAUGACACUGUGGAGUUUCUCCAAGCUAGAGCCUUGGCCUUCACUUACAUCAAUCAAAUCCAGGCAUUACUUCCAUCCUGGUUGGAGCUGUUUGUGGAUUUAGAGCUGUCGUUAGCAUCGAUUGGAUUGACUAAAAAUGACAUGUUUGCACCAGUCACUAGAUUAAGUAGACCUGUUUCCUCAUUUGAAGGUUGCGAAAAACUCACUGACCUAGUGGGCGGCAGAUACUCUGUGUUGAGAUAUGACAAAACUCUAUCAGUAGUCAUAGAUGGCCAGAGAUAUGACUAUGGGGAGGACAAUGAGACUGGGACCACUGGAGAUGUCAUGUGUUUUGCAGUUGACUUGUGUCAUAAAUCAGAGUCUCCAGUUCACAUGCAGAUCUCCCAACCAAUCAAUGACAUUCUAUUCUACCAGUAUCUCAGUGGGUUCACCGACAGACAGUGGAACAUUCUCCUCAAUACUGUGUCGGUCUUCAAUCAACCUGUUACUCAAAAAGUAGUGAUGCUAUGUUUUGGAAUGGCGUGGAGAUGAUGUCACUGCCAGAUGUUAAAGUAGAUAUUUCGGUGAACACAGAUCUUGAGCUUCAAUUUAACGAGGGUGGCCUCAAUGUCAGGGUGGAAUUUAGUGGAGAUGCUUCAUUCGAAUACAGAGAAAGACAAGGAACACUGGAAGGCCAGAUUUGUUUGGUAGCUAGUAGCAUGAUUGAUGGAACUGAGCAGAGCUUCCAACUCAAUAGCUACGACAGAACAACAAAUGCCUACUGUUACAUUGACGGUAGUGGGGAUCCUUGUAAGAGCAAGACAGGAUUAUCUUUCGAAGCAAGUUUCCAGCCACAACCUGGUGAGCUGUUCUUCACGCGACUUCUUCGAUUCACUGAGAUCACUCAGAGCUGUAGCUUCAGUGCCCUUCUUGCCAAUAACCAGUGACUACAGAGCUCUUGGUCUCAUUCUACACACUGAGUGUCCUCUUCUUGCUACUGGACACCUCAUCUUGCCUGAAAUGUCCCACACCAUCACCUUCAUUGGAUCAGAGAAUCCUAACUGCUUCACCAGUAACUUCCUUGAAGUUCCAGACCCAGCUCUUGUGAUUGAAUCUGAGUUGAUCAAUGAUCGCUUGCCUCUUGGGAACAUCUUUGAACUUCAGGCCAACUCUACAGGUCCUGAUGUAGUGACUGUCUUUGGAAGAGAGGAUUCCGGACCAGUCUCUCAGUUUCAUUCGAUACAAGCGACUCUGUUUGGAGGAGUGUUUGAGUCAGAGGCCACCGUCAGGAAUGAACAGCUGACAAUCUCCACCAGUAGCGGUAGUGUGUUUGGCUAUCCAGCAGAGCUGACCAUCACUGCACCUUCCAACAGGACUGACUGGCAGGACCUGGAAUUGACUGUGGAUGGCUCUCUACUCUCAGGCAAUGGCAGCUUCAUACAGAAACUAAGUGAAGUUGUUACAAGAAAGCUGCAGAGCCUUGCUCAAUCAGCAAAUUCACGACGAGAAGUAGCUCAGAUGUCUCUUAAUCGGUCAAUGGAGAGGCUUCUUGCUAUUGAAGAAAGAUACAACCAGACAGUUGCAAACUUGCCUCUAGCUGAACCAAUGAGGAAGCCACAAGAGAAAGCAUUGAAGAGGCCACAAUAAGGUUACAAGAAAUAGAGCAGCGGUUUAAUGCCAGUCAAGAUCCAGGACUAGUAGAAUUGGACGAAUUGUGUACUUUACAGGUGUGUAAAGAUGUGUGCAUGCCAGGCCAAGUAUGCAGGAGCUGUUCCAAGCCAACCGUUGUUAAAAAAACAAACAAGUGUCCAAUCCACGGUUAAAGAA
Molecule: messenger RNA, 6049 nt
Organism: Geodia barretti
Lineage: Eukaryota; Metazoa; Porifera; Demospongiae; Tetractinellida; Geodiidae
Source: the annotation of a GenBank genome assembly